This is a messenger RNA of Trichoplusia ni (cabbage looper), 1030 nucleotides long. It is a transcript of the gene Tsp2A, whose product is annotated as tetraspanin-2A. The record is from RefSeq and is a predicted model, not a curated record. Lineage: Eukaryota; Metazoa; Arthropoda; Insecta; Lepidoptera; Noctuidae. The transcript has 5 exons. The coding region runs from base 96 to 842 and encodes 248 amino acids. Gene Ontology annotation, cellular component: membrane.
GUUAGCAGUUACGAUUCGAUCGAGGUGGUGAAUGGACAACACGGUUUUGUGUUGGAGAUAUAUUUGUUUGCAGUGUGAAGUGAUUUGAAGUGAAAAUGGCCGGCGCUGGAAGGGGCGAAGGGCGGGGACCGGUGACCGGGAAGCUGGAGUCCCAGAUCUACUGCAUCAAGUACACGCUGUUUUGCUUCAACGUCGUGUUAUGGUUGUUCGGCGUCUCCAUAUUCGCUCUGUGCCUCUGGAUUUGCGUUGAACCAGGAUUUAACGAGUGGAUGAAGAUCUUAGAGCUCCAGAAAUACUUUAUCGGAGUCUACAUCAUCCUUAUUGCGUCUCUUGGUAUCAUGGUCGUGGCUUUCCUUGGUUGCGGAUCAGCUCUCAUGGAAAAUGUUAAACUAUUGUAUGCGUAUAUAGCAUCACAAAUAGCUAUAUUUGUGUUCGGCUUAAUCGGUGCUUGCGUUGUUCUGGACUUCUCCACCUAUGACUCUAGCAUCCAGCCUCUCAUCAGGGAUGUUAUCGUGCGAUUGAUGAACAACCCUCAACACGAAGGUAGCCGGGAGAUCCUUAGGAUGGUGCAAGAAGGAAUUGGAUGCUGCGGUGCUGAUGGUUCAAUGGACUACAUCAACAUGAACAAGCCUCUACCCUCCGAAUGCCGCGACUCCGUCACCGGUAACGCUUACUUCCACGGCUGUGUUGACGAGCUGACCUGGUACCUUGAAGGCAAGACCGGAUGGUUGGCUGGCAUCGUGCUUGCUUCCUGCAUGAUUUCUGUUGUGAAUGCAGUCAUGUCAAUGGUCCUCAUCCAAGCCGUCAAGAAAGAAGAAGAGGAGGCUACCAUAUACAAAUAGACAUAGAAACUAACACAAUAAGCAAUUAAUUUUGUUAUAUUAAUGCUUAAGUAAAUAUUUUUUUAAAUAAUAACUUGACAGAACAAAGACAGCUGUUUGAAAACAUCCACCGUGUUUAAGUUAGGUAUAACUUAGAUUUUAAUUUGAUGUAACCUUUUGUUUUUAAAUAAAUUUUAUUUUUACGGCCA